Molecule: messenger RNA, 1812 nt
Organism: Thunnus maccoyii (southern bluefin tuna)
Lineage: Eukaryota; Metazoa; Chordata; Actinopteri; Scombriformes; Scombridae
Gene: ctsz
Product: cathepsin Z
Exons: 6
Coding region: 195-1103 (302 amino acids)
Cellular component (GO): lysosome
Molecular function (GO): cysteine-type endopeptidase activity
Source: RefSeq, a predicted model, not a curated record
UGGUCACAUGACUGAAAACACAGCUCUAACAGGAGGGAGACGUUAAUCGAAAGGGGAACAGACCACGACGUAACACCGGUUCAUUAGCAUUUAGUUCAUCCACACAGACACAGCAGUGUUUAGGCCGUCUCUGCUAACGACAGCAGCCUUGAAUCUCACACAGGAAAACCCACCGGCUGUCUGCUCGGUUACCGAUGGCUCGCACCGCUUUGCUUGUGCUGUUUUCGGUCGUGCUGUCUAGUGUGUCCGCCGGAGUGUUUUUCAGCCCGAAGCAGCCCUGCUAUGUCCGCACACAGAGGGGAAAAGACUUUGGACUGAGGACCAAACCUCGUCCUCAUGAGUAUUUAAACAUUUCUGAUCUGCCCAAGUCAUGGGACUGGAGGAACAUCAACGGCACCAACUACGUCAGCACAACCCGCAACCAGCACAUUCCCCAGUACUGUGGCUCCUGCUGGGCACAUGGCAGCACCAGCGCCAUGGCAGAUCGCAUCAACAUUAAGCGAAAAGGAGCGUGGCCAUCUGCUUACCUCUCUGUCCAGCAUGUGAUCGACUGUGGUGAUGCUGGCAGUUGCCAUGGAGGCGAUCACACCGGGGUUUGGGAGUACGCUAACCAGCACGGGAUCCCAGAUGAGACCUGCAACAACUACCAGGCUAAAGACCAGAAGUGUAAGCCAUUCAACGAGUGCGGCACCUGCACCACCUUUGGAGUGUGCAACAUCGUGAAGAACUACACCCUGUGGAAAGUCGGAGAUUACGGAGAUGUGAGCGGGAGGGAGAAGAUGAUGGCAGAGAUCUAUGCUAGAGGGCCGAUCAGCUGCGGGAUCAUGGCCACAGAAAAGCUUGACGCGUACACCGGAGGUCUCUACUCUGAAUACCAGGAGCAACCUUACAUCAACCACAUCGUGUCAGUGGCAGGAUGGGGAGUGGAGGAUGGCGUUGAGUAUUGGAUCGUUCGCAACUCCUGGGGAGAGCCUUGGGGUGAGAAGGGUUGGCUCAGGAUCGUGACCAGCGCCUACAAGGGAGGAAGCGGAAGCACAUACAACCUGGCGUUAGAGGAGGAUUGCAUGUACGGAGACCCCAUUGUCCCCAAAGAAUACUUCUAGAUGAGACCAGCACCCACCGCGUCAGAGGUUGUCACUGCACACGCUCAUGUGUCUUCCUGUCUCAGGUGGAGGGAAACUUUUUUUAAAGUGUUUUAAAUGUUGAAAAGGGAAUAAGUUCAGAUUUUUCUUUCAGAUCUUUUUUUAUUAUUUUUACACUUUUAAUCAGGGGAGCAAACUUCUGUGCCACAGUCCUCCUAAUGGAUAUCAGACUUCAGGUUUUUACCGCAGGUUGACCUGCAGGCUGGUAAACGGUUUGAAACCUCUAAAUGUUGAAUCACAGGGAGGAGUGAAACAUGUCAGUACCACUAAUUUCUAUGCUGUAGCAAAAUUCAAGCACUGCCUGCUGAAUGGACAUUAUAGACAAUUAGAGGAAGAUGAGGAAAUUCUUCAUCUUACAUGAUCAAACUGCUUUUUAUUUUUAAUUUCUAAAUGCAAACCGACUCUGCCAAAGAACGAGAGUAUUUCAUUAGUCCUGCACUGCUCUGACACUGAAUGUGUGGUGUUUGGUUAUUGACAGUAAUGCACUACACCCUGAUGGAUGUUCUGUACAUAACUGAAUAAAAAUAAACAUAAACUGUGCCUUAUAUGCACCUGCAGCAAAGUACAGCUUUAUGUUAUUUGCUGUUUGUGUUUUCACAUCCAAUCUACACAUCAUAAAUUUAGCUAAAAUUGUUGUUUCAGACUAUGCCAAUAAACACUUCACACAGGA